Molecule: messenger RNA, 1744 nt
Organism: Anopheles stephensi (Asian malaria mosquito)
Lineage: Eukaryota; Metazoa; Arthropoda; Insecta; Diptera; Culicidae
Gene: eIF2Bgamma
Product: translation initiation factor eIF-2B subunit gamma
Exons: 5
Coding region: 106-1530 (474 amino acids)
Biological process (GO): cytoplasmic translational initiation; biosynthetic process
Cellular component (GO): guanyl-nucleotide exchange factor complex; eukaryotic translation initiation factor 2B complex
Molecular function (GO): guanyl-nucleotide exchange factor activity; translation initiation factor activity
Source: RefSeq, a predicted model, not a curated record
ACGUCAUAACACGACACAGAACAACACUAAAAGUAACACAACAACAAUUGCACGAGGAUUGCAAACUUGCAUUAUUUAUCAAGAACUACAUUUUGCAGCACUAUCAUGGGGCAACAGGAAUUUCAAGCCAUCGUGCUGGCCGCCGGAAAGGGCACGCGAUUGCCCGAAAUAUUGGAGGGACGUCCGAAAUGUUUGCUGCCGAUUGGUCCGUAUCCGAUGAUUUGGUACCCUUUGCAGCUGCUUCAACGGCACGGCUUUACCGAGGUCAUAGUCAUAGUGCAAGAGUCGGAAAAGUCUGAAAUACAGCAGCGUUUGGAGCGGUUGCAGUUGAAGCUCAAGCUCGAUUACUAUUCCAUACCAACGGAUUCCGAAUGCGGCACCGCUGAUUCGCUGAGGCUUGUUUCGGAUAAGAUCAAAUGCGACGUCGUGGUGCUGUCGUGUGAUUCCGUCAUCGAAGUGAAUCUGUAUCAAUUGCUUUCCAAGUUUCGGGAGCAGGAUGCGUCCAUACAGAUGCUGUUGAUGGAAGGCGGCAAGGAUCAGGAUGUGGUAGUGCCAGGCCCAAAAUCGAAAUACAAAGCCGAAAAGGAUAUUAUUGGAUACGACAAAACUACAAACAAGGUCCUUUUUAUGGCAUCGGCUAGCGAUUUCGAGGAAACGGUGAAGCUAUCCGGUCAUCUGUUGCGCGAAAAUCCGGAGCUAAACAUCUCGUCCUACCUGCUCGAUGCCCACGUCUACAUCAUGAAGAAGUGGGUUGUGGAGUAUCUGGCGGUUAGCGAGACGCUUUCGGCGGUGAAAGGUGAGCUGCUGCCACACAUAGUUAAAAAGCAAAUGCUUCAGCCUCCCGCUGUCCCGGAAAACGAUGGCACGUCCGAAUACACUGCGAAGCCGAAAGUCGACGAUAUUUUUCAGGUAAGCGUUCUCUACUGCUGCUGUUCCAGGUGCGCAUUUCGUGAUUCGUCCUAUUAUUUCUUCCAGUUUGCCAUCUACACGGAAAUGGAUAAAAAGAUCGAUAAAGCUUCUAUCUUCAACAAGGAAAAGAAGGCUACCUCUCAUCCGAUUCGGUGUUACGCUUUCUUUGCCGACUCGAAUGCUUUCGGCUUGAGAGUAAAUAAUGUCCGUUCGUUUCUGCAGUGCAAUUUGAGUAUAUUUGAGAUCUUCCCGGCUUUAACGGGAUUCACAGAACGAGAGCUGGUGUCACAAACCAGCUCCAUCAAAUCUACGCAGAUAACCAAGUGCGCCGUCGGUGACAUGACAACGAUUAGCGAGAAAACUUCGCUCAAUCAGAAUGUGAUUGCGAAUGGGUGCACGAUUCAACCGAAGACGCGUAUUAACAACAGCGUGCUUAUGGAUGGUGUUACUAUAGAAGAGAAUGUCGUCAUAGAUAACUGCAUAGUCGGCGAAAAGGCGGUGAUUAAGAGUGGAUCCAUCCUGAGGAACUGCCUGAUCGGACCUCAUUUUGUGGUAGCAGUCGACACCAAGAAAGAGAGCGUCUACCUUUCGAACGCGGACGGUUUCAUGACGAUCGAUUGAAAGUGCUGCUGCUGGUGGUACUCGUUGUUAUCAUGAGCAUAAAAAAAAAAGAAAUUAAACGAAGCAGUUAGUGGUUUCGAAACUCUCUGUAAGAGUUAGCCAGCAACAAUGUUUUGACCGUCCUUUAAAAGUCAAAAAACAUGAAAAUGUAUUUACACACUAUCGCCAAACUGCACGAUAUAAAAAGAUAGGCAACCAUCGUUCGAUACUUCGA